This is a messenger RNA of Anopheles nili, 3549 nucleotides long. RefSeq lists its product as uncharacterized. Lineage: Eukaryota; Metazoa; Arthropoda; Insecta; Diptera; Culicidae. Gene Ontology annotation, molecular function: RNA polymerase II transcription regulatory region sequence-specific DNA binding; zinc ion binding; DNA-binding transcription factor activity, RNA polymerase II-specific. Bases 1 to 3549 code for a protein of 1182 amino acids. Gene Ontology annotation, biological process: regulation of transcription by RNA polymerase II. The transcript is spliced from 4 exons. The record is from RefSeq and is a predicted model, not a curated record. Gene Ontology annotation, cellular component: nucleus.
AUGGAGCGGUUCUCGAUAAACAUUUUACAUCAGCAAGUGCAAAAUAUUUGCCGUUUGUGUGGUGUAGAUAAUCCGGACAAAGUUCUAAUACUAGAUUUGCAAGAGACCAUUUACAUCACCGACGAAGAAGAACCUUCGUUGGCCAGAAAGAUAGAGGAGUGUGUCGGAAUUAAGGUGCAUAAACAAGAUCAAAUGCCUCAGCAGAUAUGUUCACUGUGUGUGGAUAAGGUGAACGAUUUCUAUGAGUAUCGUUUAAUGUGUGCUUCGACAAACCUUCAGACGCGUACCAUUCUUAACCUACCUAUUGUAUAUCCUUCAAUAUCGUUGAUGAAAUCCGAAGCCCCACCCGAGGAAGAUGUCAAGAAUUUCAUAGACGGCAAGAAAACGAGUGCAAAACGUGGUCCAAAAACGAGAAACAAAAAAAAUUCUCAAGGCUUAGGUGAGGCAUGCAGCAGCGACCAACCUGAUCUGAAGCCAACACUAGAGGCAUCGACUGAAAAGAGGAUGAAGUAUGAGUACUGUUGUCAGUACUGCAAGGAGACGUACAACCAAAAUUCCGACCUCGAGCGGCACCUCGUAGUGAAGCACACACCUCUGAUACACAAAUUUGGCUGUGCAUCGUGUAUGGAGUACUUUGACACGGCCUCUGAGUACAAAGAUCAUAAUUUGUGGCACAAGCUCACACGCAUGCCGUUUGGUUGUUUCCGAUGCAAGAAGAAAUUCGUGAAGAUCGGGACGUUGAACAAGCAUGUUUUAAUGAAUGCUUGCAUUCGAGUGUCUAGCGUGAAGAGUGCUGCAAUCAUUGCGCCUGAUUUGCGCUGUACUCUUUGUAAGAAAGUGUUCAAAACUCGAAACCUGUAUGAAUGGCACGCGUGCUUUAUACGGGCGCGGGCUAACUGCCCGAAGUGUGGGAAGUAUUUCUUGAAGAAAAACCUUCUCACGCGCCACUACAUGCUGUAUUGUACUGGGACACUCGCGCAGCUGGAGCCAAUACUGAUACCUAAAGACGAAUCUAGCGCGGUAGAAUCUGCCAAUGGUGUGCUGAACGCAUUAACUCGCGAAGGAGGAAAGCGAAGAGGGCGCCCUUCAGCUUCGGCACGAGAAAGUAUGAAAGUAGAAACGAUGGAACUACCGCUAUCACCGCUACACGAAUCGCCUGAUAUUAAACUGGAAACUACUACCGCCGAUGGAAGCCUGCCUUCGAGCGAGGAAACGUUCGAACACAUUGCGGAGGGCGAGCGCAAACGUGCGAAGGCUAGUUUAGAAGAAGAAACGGAUAAGAUAGCCGCACUGUUGCGCUCUGGAGCGUCGGUUGAUGGAAACUCGGAUAUCACUACCAUCAGCAAUAUGCUGUCCUCAGUGAAUGAGGCUAUCGCGUCCAUCUCGAAGGUGCGCAAAAAGAGGAAGAAAAAGGAUCGAACGGAUGAGGUUCCUGGGACCGCCAACCCACCGAUGGUUGUGUUGGCGAUGGCUAACAUUAAGCAAGAGGAGAGUGACGACCAAAGUAUGCUUGCAACAUUGGCGAACUGUGAAAGCGUACAGAAUGGAUUGAAUGCAGAUGCUGCAAUCCCCGAUGGUAACGACGAAAUUAGCGAUUAUGCCAACGACGAGGCUGAAGUCGGGGAAAGUUUUGCUGACAAUGACGAUGGUAACACUGACAAUGAAGAUAACGACGCAGCUGUCGGAUGCGCUUCAAAUAGGACACCUGACCUCUGCUCGAUUGGUAAUGCAGCGGAUAUGUUCCCGCCGGACUUGCCUGCUACAUCACAGGAGGCUGAGAUCGAAGAGGAGUUGCAACCGACACAACAUUGUGUAGUACAGAUGAAACAGGAACCGAUGACGUUCGAUGAGGAUGUACAGCGAAAUGAUGAAAGUUGUGAACCUAUGGCAGCAUGUGUCGUUGUUAAGCAAGAACCCCUGGAUGAGGCGGAACCUGAGGAACCCCUAUCUCAUCAUUCUGACAACAUGUGUCCUAGUUCGCCCGUGUCAAAAUAUCAGGCGCUGCGAAUAAAGAUCAAAAAAGAAAAGGGACUGCUGAACGCUUCAGUAAUUGAAGGUGCUACCAGUUUACUUCCUACGCCGCCAACGGAAAAUACUUUACGUGAACCAAUGAACUAUCCUGAAGAAAAAAUGGACACCGGGAUGCGCAUAAAACAAGAACAGCUUGAUAUGGAUGAAAAUACGCAUAGGGAAAUAGACGAGAUGGAGGCUUGUCCUGAUUAUUUGACAUCCUUCGAUAUUACGUCAGUACGAGUUAAAACUGAAUCGCAGGAUGAUUUAGCUGGACAUUGCACAGCGAUACAACCAGUAUUUGAUGAAGGCGAGCCGACAGGAGGUGUCGAUUUCAUUGCUUUUGAUGGAACGCGCAUCAAACAGGAACUUAGCGACGAGGAACGAAUCGGAAGGAAGACAAAAGCACCUGUUAAUGGGUUUCUUUGCAGUCAGAAUGCGUUGCGUAAAUCAUUCAAUCCACUAAGUUUGUCGAUUGGAAGAAUAAUCGGAUCGAAGUCUAGCCAGCGACCGGGUGGCACCUCGAGUCUCAAGUCAAACGUAAUGAUUAAUCCAUUUGCUCUGAUGAAACAAAAGAAUAGCCAUCAGGCAUUUAAUACGUCGGAGGAUUCCUCAUGCAACGAGACAUCCUCGCUUAGUACGCAAUCGGAACGGUUAAGUUUGCCGGUGAUAUCGCAGGUAAAAUCGAUCAAUCCCGAUGAACAUUUAUCGGUGCCUAGUGCCGGUACCGAUUCUGCGGUGUUAUCGGAAAACGAACCCACUAAUGAUGAACCCAGUGCAAGCAGGUCGGAAGAAUCGGAACAAUUACAACCUUCAACGUUAGCAGAUUCAGUUACAGAAGAGCAAACGGCGUGCAAUAUUUUUCCACCGAAAAGCGUUAGCGAGCUCACGAUAGCGUCUGUUACAACGAUUCAUGAAUCAGUUCAGAAUGAUGCAAAUGAACGGGAAGACAACUCAAAAGAGCCCGAUUGUCAGAAAACAGCGAAUGAGCCAACGAAAUCGGAUGACGGUAUCUUGCAGGUUGAUGAGCGGAAUAGUCCUGAAGUAUUUGGAAAAGAGCUGGAUUCGUCGAGCCAUAAUUUAUCUGUUGAUGAACAGAAGGAUCAGGAGUUGAAGAUGCAAGGCGGGAAUGCAAACGACAGUUUUGCAAUUACUGAACCACAUGUUUUAUCUGUUGAUGAACAGAAGAAUCAGGAGUUGGAGAUGCAAGGCGGGAAUGCAAAGGACAGUUUUGCAAUUACUGAACCACAUGUUUUAUCUGUUGAUGAACAGAAGAAUCAGGAGUUGGAGAUGCAAGGCGGGAAUGCAAAGGACAGUUUCGCAAUUACUGAACCACACGUUGAGUCUCAAGACAGCAGGUGUGAUGUGACCGAAAAUGUGGUCGAACAAGAAACAAACUUUGAUAAACAACAAACGCCAGUAAUGGAAAAGGAAGAGGAAACUAGUUCUAAUACCAGUACACAGAACGAGAAAGAUAAUCAGGGGGAAGUCUUUUCCAAAAGUGAUAUUCGUUCGGAGGAUCCUUGCUUGAAGCCAUAG